Psammomys obesus (fat sand rat) is the source of this 1823-nucleotide messenger RNA. RefSeq names its product calcium binding and coiled-coil domain 2 (gene Calcoco2). The record is from RefSeq and is a predicted model, not a curated record. Gene Ontology annotation, cellular component: PML body; autophagosome. NCBI's taxonomy places the organism in Eukaryota, Metazoa, Chordata, Mammalia, Rodentia, Muridae. Gene Ontology annotation, biological process: positive regulation of autophagosome maturation; xenophagy. The transcript is spliced from 13 exons. The coding region runs from base 161 to 1327 and encodes 388 amino acids.
GUCCUCUCGGUUCCGAGCAAGUUAGAUCCCUGGAGCGUCUUUCCUUGUGCGUCCUAGAGCUACAGGCUGCUGUAGGCAGCCCCGAUGACGAAAAGCGUGUCCGUGACCUGCUCUAUUACAGAGUAUCUCCCGUUGCGUUCUCCCCAACUCGGCCCCCACCAUGGAAAACACGAUGGGUGAUCCCCCCAUAUCAGCUGUCUUGCUGGACCACUGCACUUUCUCUCAGGUCCACUUUAACAGUGUGGAGAAGUUCUAUGUCCCUGGAGGAGACGUCAUGUGCUAUUAUGUCUUUACCCCGCAGUUCACCCCUCAUCGCAAGGACUGGAUCGGCAUCUUUAAAGUGGGAUGGAAGACGACCCGGGAGUAUUACACCUUUAUGUGGGUUGCUGUACCCGACGACCUAAACAAGGAAUCCUCCAAGCAGCAGGAGGUCAAAUUUAAAGCCUAUUACCUGCCCAAGGAUGAUGAACAUUACCAGUUUUGCUACGUGGAUCUAAAUGGCGUGGUCCGGGGAGCAAGUAUCCCUUUCCAGUUCCGCGCAGAAACGGAGAACGACAUAGUGGUUGUUACCACUAAGGAGAGGGUGGAAGAGAUUGAGCAGCUCAAUGAGGAACUCUACCAAGAAAACCAGACACUGAAAGGCACUUGUGCCAGCCUUCAGGAGAUGCUCUCUGAGGCGCAGGCUGAGCUCCAGAAAAAGCAGGAGGCGUUGCAGGCCUUGGAUUGCUCCUAUAAGAGCUUAGAACAAGAUGUGGAAGAGCAGAAGGUCUGCUGGGAGAAUGAGCUGCUCCAACUGAAAGAAUACAACCAGAAGAUAGCCUCAGAAAAGGAGACUAUCGAGCUCCAAGUGGAGAAGCUUCAGACCCAGCUGUCAAGUAAAGACAGUGAACUGGAGAAGCUUGCUCAGCACGACAAAGAAAGGACAAGGCAGUUGGAAUGGUUCAAACAAGUUAACUGGGAGUACCGUACCCAAAUAACUGAACAGAGGAAGAAGCUUGAGCGGAUCCAGGAAAGGAUGAAGGAGGAAGAAACUGCCUCGAGGAAGAAAGACGAGCUCCUGAGGAAGAAAGAAGAGCACCUCCAGGAUGAGGUGUCUGACCUAAAAAGAAGGCUACAUCGCUGCAAGAUGGACAAUCAGGUUCUCUGCAAAGAGAAAGAGAAACUGGAAAAAGGAAUCUCUAACCUAGAAAGGGAGAAGAGUAAACUGAGCUUACUGAUUCGGCAACCUUCAGUCCAAGGAGCUGCUGAAAACAAUUCAGGCCUUUUCUAUGGAGACCCAUAUAUUGAAGAUCGUCGCAAACAAAACCUUUACUGCCUGAAAAUGUAGCCAUGAUUACAGCCCUGGAAAAAAAGGUAGAAGCUACAACCUCCCAAUUAAGGCUGAAAGCAAUCACUGACACCCUGGCACGCCAACUAUGGAGACUUUCAAGAUGCGUGUUUUUUCACUUGAGAAAGCCCGUACUUGAUGCUGGAGAAUUGAGUUCAAAGCUACUCUCAGGGAAAAUGGGGGAGGGGUCAGGGAAAAGGGGUUAUUUCUAUCUAGAUGCUUCUAAUUUGGCAUUUUCUGUUCCUUCCUAUGCACAAAAAAUGUAUUAUGUCACACAGCUUGGUCUGGAAAGAAGCAACCCUGUUGUAACAAAGUGCUCAGACCAUGGGCCUAAGCCACUGCUUCCUGUCCUAAAGUAGUCACUAAGAGACUUAGUGACUAAUUUAGGAACUGUUAAGAAGUAUCUGAGCUUGCAACUUUCAUAGUUGUGUAUGAUUGUAAGAAUGAGACUAUUGUUAAUCUUCUUAAUAUUUAAAAUAAACUACUUUUUAAAUGA